This is a messenger RNA of Colletes gigas, 2538 nucleotides long. Its product is annotated as dynein regulatory complex protein 11. NCBI's taxonomy places the organism in Eukaryota, Metazoa, Arthropoda, Insecta, Hymenoptera, Colletidae. The transcript has 9 exons. The record is from RefSeq and is a predicted model, not a curated record. Gene Ontology annotation, molecular function: protein binding; ATP binding; ATP hydrolysis activity.
AUGUCGAGUGCAACCUACGACGAGCUUUGGAAAAACACGCAAACUGUUCUGGACGAACUUAUUCAAAUGGAUAUGAGCUUGCAAAACGCCGAACCGCAAAAAGAUCGUGUGCAAGCUCGUAAUAUAAUUUCAGAAUUGUACGUGAAAUAUAUCAUUGUCUCUAAUAAAAUGGAACUGUGUUACGAUCAAGUAAUACAGCCGCAAAAACGAAUAUUAAUAAGACAAUUAUUAGAUUCGUGUCUUGGUAGAAUCUUGGAGCUGAAACAUGAGUUGGUCGAAAUAGAUCUUUCGGAAUAUAGUUAUUUCGAUGACAUUUUGAUAAAGUUACGUGUCACGCCGCAAGAAAUUGAGAUUCAAUUACCGAGGUAUUUCAGACGCGAACGUUCGAAAGAGAUCGAAGAGAGGCGAGAGUUUAUAGAAAAUAUUUUAAGAAACACAGGUGUCUUAUAUGAGGUAACAUUACCAAAAAAGAUGACCGAAUCCGAAGCUGUUAGACUUAUACAGGCUCACGAGCGUGGGAGGCAAGGAAGGCUGAGGUUCCAAUUUAUAAGAGAAAUUCGUAAACUGAAAGAAAAAUCGGCAUUCAAAGCAGAAAUAGAGAUGCAAGAUAAAUCGACUGAAAGAGCAGCUGCAAUGAAAAUUCAAAAAGUUUGGAGAGGAUACGUUACUAGACGAAAAAUUCGAAAAAGACGCCUCGACGAAAUGUUGUUAAUUGGUAUGCUUCAGCCAAGCCAAGAAGUUACUGAAAGUGCCAGACAGGCUGAGAGAAUUAGACAAGAUAGAUACGAAAAACAAAUGAAAUACCAACAAUUGUACGAAAUUUCAACGAUUGAAAUUGAAGAAAGAAUUCGUAAAGAAAAAAGUGCUAUAAUGGAGGAAAAUAUAAGAAGUGAAAUUCGAAAUUGGGUAAAAUCUUGCUUCCAAGAAACAGGAAAAAUUCCUGAUUUGCCAUCUGCAGAGAGUGGUGGAUCCAGAAUCAUAUUUAGUAGACAGGGAACUGAAAGCACUAUAAGCAAAUCUACAGCAGUGUCAUCAAAGGAGUCCAAAAAAUCAAAGAAAUCAAAGUCAAAGAAAGACAGUGAAACAGAGCAAUCAGAAGAAGAAACAGAACAAGGUUUCAAGUCAAUUCCUUCUAAUUUUUUAACUAAAUUAAUAUAUGCUAAUCAAGAGUAUCAAGAAGUAUGGAAAAAUGAAACAGAACUCAUGAAUGCCAUGGAAUUACCAAACUUAAGUAUGAUAGAAAGCAUAAAAACUAAAGAAGUUGAACACGAAGUAAGAGUUAUGGUAGAUCAAGUACUUAGAGGUGAUAUAGAAGCACUACAAAAUGCAUUAGACAGGGAUAAAGGGUUUAAAGGUAAACGUGCAAAAAAAACACAGAAGCGAAUUCGCCGUAGUGGGAAAAAGAAUAAGAAAAGGAAAGAUAAGGAUUUAACUCCUGAUAGAACAAUAGAAUCUUUGAUGGAAGAAUUAUUGACAGAAGACAUCAUUAAGCUCCAUAGAGAAAUUCCACUUAGCGAUUUCAAAGGGGAAAAAUCUUUUGCCAACUACAAUCUAAGAGAAAGGGGAAAAGAUCCUUUACCAGCACUCGGAGAUAUAAGGCAGUUAAUAGCCGAAUAUUGUAUUCUCCCUUUGGGAAACGGUACUCUUAGAGAACUCACUCCUCUGGUAAGAUCCGUCUUGAUAGCUGGACCACAUGGCAGUGGUAAAAAAAUGUUAGUAAAUGCAAUUUGUACAGAACUAGGAGCUACUUUAUUUGACAUUUCACCAGCUAAUAUUGUUGGAAAAUAUCCUGGAAAAUCAGGAUUAAUCAUGCUUAUUCACCUAGUAUCAAAGAUGUCACGUUUAUUGCAACCAUCAAUAAUAUUCAUGGAUUCGGCUGAAAAACCAUUUGUUAAAAAAAUUUCAAAAACAGAUAAAACUGAUCCAAAACGUUUAAAGAAAGAUCUUCCUAAGUUAGUAAAGAACAUCACAAAUGAAGAUAGAGUAAUUCUUAUUGGAAUUUCAAACUCGCCAUGGGAUGGAGAUCAAAAGCUUUUAUAUCAAACUUAUGAUAAGGUCGUGUAUAUUCCCAGACCAGAUUAUGGGACUAUGUCUAACGUGUGGAAAGAUUUAUUAUAUAAAUACUCUGGAAUUAGUAGACAAUUUGAUACAUCUGCCAUGGCCAAAAUUUGCGAUGGUUUUACUAUCGGAACUGUAUUGGAAUCAAUUAACGAGGUAUCGACGGAAAAAUGAUCGUAAUAAUGAUAUGGCUAAUUAUAAAUUUUUCUCGUGUCGCAGUAUUUUAUAAUGGUAUAUGUUGAUGUACAGGUAAUGACCACAAAACGUAUGGUACAGUUAAGAACUCACACUCUAACACACGGUGAAUUAAUAAAUGCGCUAAGUACUAAGAAUCCAGUUUAUUGUGAAGAAGAGGAAGCGUUUACAGCCUGGCUCGGUAAAACACCAAUAUAUCGUAAAAAACAACGCGUCCUUGAAUUAGAGCUUCAAAAGCAAAGAGAAGCAAACGAAAAAGAAAAUAGAAAAGGGAAGAAAUCGUGA